CCGAUGACUCUUGAGGACCCUGAACGCAGCAUGUCAACAUUAGCUGAAAUGCUAACCUGAUGCUAAGCUGAUGCAACAGCUUCCUAGCUCCGGAGCUUCUUCAGAAACACGGAAUAAACAAGAUACUCAGGUAGAAGAUGAGUGACGUCACGGUGAAGAAGGAGGGCAGCGCCAUGGACCUCGCGGAGGUGGAGAGCAGGAUCAAAGCGCUGUGUCUGCAGUUUCCUCACGGCAUCACGGACGCGGUCAUUCAGAACGACAUGCCUCACCUGGAGCCGCAGCAGAGAGCGCUGGCCAUUAACAAGCUGCUCUCAGUGGGUCAGCUGGACCUGCUGAGGAACAGCUCGGGGCUCCUGUACAGGAUGAAGGACGGCCAGAGCGCCAGUAAGAUGAAGGGCUCAGAUAACCAGGAGAAGCUGGUGUACCAGGUGAUCGAGGACGCAGGAAACAAAGGGAUCUGGAGCAGAGACAUCCGGUUCAAGAGCAACCUCCCUCUGACCGAGGUCAACAAGAUCCUGAAGAACCUGGAGAGCAAGAAGCUCAUCAAGGCUGUGAAGUCUGUGGCUGCGUCGAAGAAGAAGGUGUACAUGCUGUACAACCUGCAGCCCGACCGCUCGGUGACGGGCGGCGCCUGGUACAGCGACCAGGACUUUGAGUCCGAGUUUGUGGAGGUCCUGAACCAGCAGUGCUUCAAGUUCCUGCAGAGCAAGGCGGAAGCAGCGAGGGACAGUAAACAGAGUCCGAUGGUUCAGAGGAACAGCUCCUUCGCCACGUCUCAUGAAGUCUGGAAGUACAUCUGUGAGCUCGGCAUCAGCAAGGUGGAUCUGUCGAUGGACGACAUCGAGACAAUCCUCAACACGCUGAUCUACGAUGGGAAGGUGGAGAUGACCGUCAUCGCCGCCAAGGAGGGAACGGUGGGCAGCGUGGACGGACAGAUGAAGCUCUACCGGGGGGUCAACGCUGUGCUGCUGCCCACUGGCCUCGUCAGGACGCCCUGCGGACUCUGCCCGGUGUUUGAUGACUGUCAGGAAGGUGGGGAGAUCUCCCCCUCAAACUGCAUCUACAUGACGGAGUGGUUAGACUUCUGACGCUCCGUCUCUGGGACGCUCCGUCUCUGGGACACUCGGUCUCUCUGACGCUCCGUCUCUCAGACGCUCCGUCUCUCAGACGCUCCGUCUCUGGGACGCUCCGUCUCUCUGACGCUCCAUCUCUGGGACGCUCCGUCUCUCUGAUGCUCCGUCUCUCUGACGCUCCGUCUCUGCGACGCUCCGUCUCUCUGACGCUCCGUCUCUGGGACGCUCCGUCUCUCAGACGCUCCGUCUCUCAGACGCUCCGUCUCUCUGACGCUCCGUCUCUCUGACGCUCCGUCUCUCUGACGCUCCGUCUCUCAGAUGCUCCGUCUCUCUGACGCUCCAUCUCUCAGACGCUCCGUCUCUCUGACGCUCCGUCUCUCAGACGCUCCGUCUCUCAGACGCUCCGUCUCUGGGACGCUCCGUCUCUCUGACGCUCCAUCUCUGGGACGCUCCGUCUCUCUGAUGCUCCGUCUCUCUGAUGCUCCGUCUCUCUGACGCUCCGUCUCUGCGACGCUCCGUCUCUCUGACGCUCCGUCUCUGGGACGCUCCGUCUCUCGGACGCUCCGUCUCUCAGACGCUCCGUCUCUCUGACGCUCCGUCUCUCAGACGCUCCGUCUCUCUGACGCUCCGUCUCUCUGACGCUCCAUCUCUCAGAUGCUCCGUCUCUCAGACGCUCCGUCUCUCUGACGCUCCGUCUCUCUGACGCUCCAUCUCUCAGAUGCUCCGUCUCUCUGACGCUCCGUCUCUCUGACGCUCCGUCUCUUUUCUCUGUGAGGAAAUCUUCCGUUUGUUCCAGUGAUCUGUGAUCCACAUUUAUUUUUUAUUUAUCACAAAGUUGAAUAAAGCUGUCAGUGUGA
Molecule: messenger RNA, 1930 nt
Organism: Eleginops maclovinus (Patagonian blennie)
Lineage: Eukaryota; Metazoa; Chordata; Actinopteri; Perciformes; Eleginopidae
Gene: polr3f
Product: polymerase (RNA) III (DNA directed) polypeptide F
Exons: 9
Coding region: 138-1088 (316 amino acids)
Biological process (GO): transcription by RNA polymerase III
Cellular component (GO): RNA polymerase III complex
Source: RefSeq, a predicted model, not a curated record